Tilletiopsis washingtonensis is the source of this 1144-nucleotide messenger RNA. Its product is annotated as quinone reductase. Gene Ontology annotation, molecular function: oxidoreductase activity, acting on NAD(P)H. NCBI's taxonomy places the organism in Eukaryota, Fungi, Basidiomycota, Exobasidiomycetes, Entylomatales. The transcript has a single exon. The record is from RefSeq and is a predicted model, not a curated record. The coding region runs from base 110 to 1144 and encodes 344 amino acids.
CUCGUCGAUGCCCUCGCUCGACCUGCUUGCCGACAGGACCACCGCCCGUCCGAAGGCAUAAGUAGGGCUUGCACAGCACGAGCUUGUACCUGCGCCCCAUCCGCUCGCCAUGUCUUCGCACACUGCCGCUCUCCUCAAGCACAAGGGCGCCCUCGCCGUCGCCUCGCGCCCCACGCCGGCGCCUGGCCCCGACGAGGUGCUCGUCGCCGUCAGGGCCGUCGCACUCAACCCCAUCGACCACAUCCAGCGCGGCACGCUCUUCUUCGUGCCCGUCCUGCCCGCCGUGCUCGGCUGCGACGUGGCGGGCGUCAUCGUCGCCUGCGGCGCCAAUGUCUCGAGCUCGCUCGGCCUGGCAGUCGGCACGCGCGUCUGCGCCUUCGCCUCGUCGUACUACCAAGAGGGCUCGCCGGACCACGGCGCCUUCCAGUCGCUCGUGCUCGUGCAGAAGGAGACGGUCGCGCCGCUGCCCGCCGGCAUCUCCUUCGAGCACGGCGCCAUGGUGCCGGUCGCCGCGCUCACGGCCUUCACGGCGUGGCCCAUCCUGGGCAUCUCGAUCGCCACCCGCCAUGCGCCCGGCACCGGCCCCGCCGUGCUCAUCUGGGGCGCGGCCAGCAGCGUCGGCACGUAUGCGGUGCAGACGGCCAAGCUGCUCGGCCUCACCGUGUACGCCACGGCCAGCCCGCACAACCACGCGUACAUCAAGAGUCUCGGUGCUCGCGCCGUCUUUGACUACCAUGCCGCCGAUGCCGUCGCCCAGAUCGCGGCGGCGGUCAAAGCAGACGGCGUGAGCAUGUCUCUUGCCCACGCCGUCGUGCCCGGCUCGCUCCAGCCCGUACUCGACGUGCUGCACCAGACGAGAGGUGCACAGCACGCUCGCGUGGCGCACUCGCCGCCUCUGCCCGAGGACAUGCCCACGCCCGCAGACACCACUGUCACCUUCAACCUGCCAUCCUUCGACAAGGCGGAGCGCAACGCGCACUUCCACGAGGUCUUCCACGAGCAGCUCAAGCCUGCGCUGGAGAACGGUAGCCUCGUGCCGAGCCCGGCGGCCCAGAUCGAGGGCGGCGGCCUCUCCGGCCUCGACGCGGCGCUCGACAAGCUGCAGGCCGGCGUCAGCGGCAAGAAGCUCGUUCUGGCGCUCUGA